GCUACUCAUUCUGAACCCACAGUUCAAAAUGGCAAUGAUUCUGUCCCUAUAGAACGACCUUACUCAAUCUUAAAUGUAGAAAACACUCCUGAAUCUAUGUCAACUCUGCAGAAGACCAAGGAAAUGUACGCCUGCGAUUUAAUGAUUGGCGAUGUGCUUAUUUCACAAGGCCUAGCUGAUUAUAAAAAACUGGCUCAGACCUGCUCUGCUAGACAAGUAGGUUUUCGUUCUGACCGUAUUUCAUGUGGCGUCCCUAUCUUGCUUGUUUUGGCUGUUCAUAUAUUAGCUGAUCAAUGUUUCCUAGUGGGCAGUGUGCGACGAUGGCAAGAAACCGACUUCCUCGUCGUAUGUCUCAGCCCUCUUGCCGAACUUGUACCUUGUCUGCCGCCCUUCUUAUCUGAUCCUCGUGAACCUUUUGUCCGCAAAGACCGUUCCAUAAACGAAUCGGAUGCAAUAGAGGCUUUCCAAGUCGUUAAUCCGAAGCCAAUUGACGAGCUAUGGCUAUACACUGCCUUGCCUGUGGAUAAUGACUGCUGGGAAAAUCUUCCUGUUGAGCAGCUUUUAGCUCAAUCUGCCGAGUUUAGCCAAAUGAACAUCUCUUUCGAGAUUGAAGUCGACACUCGGACCGGCGAGUUUCUAUGCUAUUGUCUUGUAGACGGCCAGCGCUGUUGUGACCUUAUUACUUACCACACUGGGCCUCCAACUUCUUGUAGCUCCGUCGCCACUGUAUGGCCAUCAUUCACUCGGAAAUCCAUUGGGUCAGACUGCUUUUCCCAAGUAACUUCAAGUGAUAAUCAAUCUGCUUCCUCAGAACCCAAUAAGCCUUUUAAAGCUGAUUAUGGGAUUAUAGGUGUUGGUUGUGCAGUAUCCAAAACAGCUCCUCUUGCCAGAGAACUUGCGGCUCGUUCUCUCGUAGACUGGUGUCGAGAAAAACAGCCUAUUCGCCAUUGA
Protopolystoma xenopodis is the source of this 951-nucleotide messenger RNA. Lineage: Eukaryota; Metazoa; Platyhelminthes; Monogenea; Polystomatidea; Polystomatidae. The record is from the annotation of a GenBank genome assembly.